UGAGGGAUCUAUGAAAUGUAAAUAAAUUCUAAAUUUCCUACAGUACGGACUGAGAUUCAUGAACAUUGUGCACAUUACCCAUUUAUUGGUAUAUUUCAAGUCAAGGAUGAUUGUAAAUCAUAGUUAUCGUGUGCUUGGUUCAGAGAUCGAAGGACAGUAUGCUUGCCACUACGUUGCCAACCAAUUGCUUUGAGUCGCUCGGCGUGUUUGUAGAUGUCAUCUUGACAACAUGUCGAAUGCCUAACUUCCGCCUGGAAACGAACAUUCCAAAAAGUAAAAUCACUGUAGACUUCCUGAAGCAGACUACUGCCUUGAUUGCCAAAACACUUGGAAAGCCGGAAAGUUACUGUGUUGCUACUGUUAUACCAGAUUUGCUAUUGGUGUGGGGUGGAAGUACUGAUCCAUGUGGAACAGCAACACUGAUGUCCAUUGGGAAAUUGGGUGUUGAGGAGAAUAAAAAGCAUGCAGCAGUUCUUUAUGACCACAUUGAAAAGAAUCUUGGAAUUCCUCGUAACAGAUUGUACAUUACAUUUAUUGAUGAGGAUGCUGCCAAUGUGGGCUAUAAUGGAACAACUUUCCAGCAGAUCUUUGGUGGAAAAUAAAAGAAUGUAAAGUCUUCUGCUUGCUGCAUGUUUAUGGAUGAUGUUGCUCUUGUUAGAGUGUGUAACUUUGUUCUGACUUUAUGAAAUAGGACUUAGACAAUAUAUAUUAUAGCUAAAAUCAGGGAUAUGUAUAUAUGCUACCUGGACCCUCAUGUAUUAAUUGUAUUCAUUAUAUGGCAUUGUGACAUCUCAAAUACUCAUUAAUAAUGAAACUUACUGAAAAAAUGAAUUACAUUCUUUAGGUACCAAGUAAGGAAAGUAUAUAAAAAAGUACAGGUAAUAUCAUAUCUGAUAAACCUUAAUAAACUGUUACAGAAAUUUAUAGUCUUUUGUUGUUCUGAAAGUGACCUCUUGAAUACAUCAUAGAUUUUUUUAAAGAUUUAAAUAUGACGAGCAUGUAAAAUAAUAAAAGGAUUGUUAUUGUGGGUUUAUAAAACAUACAGAAUGCAACUGGACUUGAGAAUGUAGGCUCUUCCAGCUUACUAAUAAAAUAAUACCAUAUUGCCAUAGGUUACUUGGUUUGUUUAUGAAGAAUUUAUAACAUAAAAAUGGUUUAUCAGUUAAUUGGCAGUGAAAAUUAAUCUCUUCACUUUGAAUUAUAUGUUUCUCCUUAAUAUGUACUGUGUUUUAUCAGCCUUUUAAUAAUUUUAAUAAACAUUAUAAUCUCUUAUGCAACAUA
This is a messenger RNA of Zootermopsis nevadensis, 1281 nucleotides long. Its product is annotated as macrophage migration inhibitory factor homolog. Gene Ontology annotation, molecular function: cytokine activity; phenylpyruvate tautomerase activity. The record is from RefSeq and is a predicted model, not a curated record. NCBI's taxonomy places the organism in Eukaryota, Metazoa, Arthropoda, Insecta, Blattodea, Termopsidae.